Messenger RNA from Rhipicephalus microplus (southern cattle tick), 913 nucleotides. RefSeq names its product mitochondrial ribosomal protein L47 (gene mRpL47). Gene Ontology annotation, cellular component: mitochondrial large ribosomal subunit; mitochondrial ribosome. Gene Ontology annotation, molecular function: structural constituent of ribosome. The record is from RefSeq and is a predicted model, not a curated record. Gene Ontology annotation, biological process: mitochondrial translation. Lineage: Eukaryota; Metazoa; Arthropoda; Arachnida; Ixodida; Ixodidae.
CUCUUGGGGCGUCUUUCCGUGAGGCGCUCCAGUUUACUAAAAUGAAUUGUUUAAAUAAAUGUGCGCGUCUGUGUAGGUUGUUACUAAGCGACGUCGCUGCUAAAUCAUCUGUGAUUAGGUCUACAACUCCCAGGAUCGCACAAUCACCCUGUGGCGCGUCUCUGCACACAUCAUGCGUUCAACGAGGCCUGAUGGAGUUUUUCGAGCCCAAAGAUAACUGGGGUGCCGACGAAGUUCGGUCAGGAAAGUCAUGGAGCAAGGAUGAGCUGCGAAUCAAGAGCAACUCGGAUCUUCACAAACUUUGGUACAUCCUGCUGAAAGAAAAGAACAUGCUCCUCACCAUGGAAGAGGCCGCGAAGCGUGAAGUGGAGCUCUUCCCAAACCCUGAGCGCAUCGACAAGGUUAAGGAGAGCAUGAACAACCUGGAGGAGGUGGUGCGGGAGCGCAACGAGGCUUACCACUUGCUCGAGAUAGGAGAGUCCGGAGAGCAGCCGUGGGUCCCCAAAGAAAACAUCUAUGGCUUCGUGCGCGACUUUGCCCUGAAGGAGCACUUGAUGCCACGCACGUGCAACCCCAAGGGCUACUUCCGGCUCUGGCGAGACAAGGACCUGAACGACUUCCUCCGGUUGUACCGUGAGAAGAUGCAGAAGCGCAAAGAGUUUUUUCACCGCACGAGCAGGAACCGGAUAAUGCAGAUCAUCAAGCGCUUUCCACAUGUGGACCGUUCUUUGCUACGCGAUAUGUAUCCAGACGUGGACAUUGACAAGCUCGAGAAGAUUAUGCAGGAAAAGAUUUACAUCGCCUACGAACAGCAGACCACGUGAACUCACUUCCCAAUUUGGUAGUGUGGAGAUGUCAACUGAAGUUAACAUACUAUUGAACUUAUAUUAAAAAAAAAUUGUGUGAAUAACAA